AAUUGUGGUGUUUGAUAGAAUGACUUUUUACACUAACUACCUUUGACUUCUUAUAAUAUGGCUGCUAAAUUAAUAAUUUGCCUAAAAUCACCGUCUAAAUUGCUUCCCGCCAAACGAUAUGAUGGCGCUGCAGUCGGUGCGACGCGAUCGCAGUAUCAAAUGUUCAGGAAUACGAAGUGAUGUUCAAUUAAAAAUGGGGAUUGUUUGUCGAUUUUAAAUAAUUAACUUGGAUUGACCGUUUGUGGCGAUAUUGUAGUAAGUGAUUUUCCAUAUAAAUGCUAAUUUAUAUUCAGUUGGAUGUGUAAUUGUGCUCGAAGAAUUUGAGGUCGUUAUACUGCGUUUUGCCAUCUUGUCUCCCCUGCGUUGCAUUGGCAGUGAUGUUCCUAUCUUCAAUAGUGUGUACGAAUAAGGUUUGAAAUAUUUUGAAAAGAACUUUGUGUGUUUCACAGAAGAUGAAAACAUGGUGACUGUUUUGUUGUUUGUGUUGCUGUUUAUCAUUAUGAGAGAAAAGCUUUUUGUGACUGAAAUACAUCAGAGCCUUUAUAUAUCUCUCUUCAGGAAAUGCUGUGUUUGAAGUGGCAAUUUUAAACGUCGGUGGUGUUGUGUACUGUGUAGUAGUUACAUAUUUGCUACACUCUGACAGUGCUCCAUUAUUUAAAUAACGUCAUAAGUAACGAAAUUUAAUAUACAUUGCAGAAUUGCGUAAGUUUUGAAGAUCUGUUUAGUGUCUACAUAUACAUGAGAUGGAAGUGGACGGAGGAGAUCCGGCGGGAGUAAACAAAAACCCGAAACUUAUCAGAGCGGCACAGGAUGACAUUUCAAAGUUAGAUGUAUUAGUGUGUGGAUCGUGCCACCACGUUUUUCAUUUUAUUGAAGAAUUUCAACAACAUAAGGAGAAUCAAGAAUGUGAGAAUCCCACAUUUAAGGCAAAUUUAUCGGAAACAAAGCCACAGGUAUGGGCAUUUUUGCUUUGGAAGAGUGCAGUAGUUGCACAACAAAGACCAGAAGAUAGCAAAGAAAAUCUUAAUUCAUGGAAAUUGUAUCAAAAAUGGUGCAAGAUGAAAGAAAGUGUUCGCAAUUCUUGGGUUGCUGCAGGAAAAACAAUCCAGAGUUUUUCAGUACUCUCGAAUGCCAAGCUACAAGAGAUCCAUAAAAGUUCCCCUGAUGGAAAGGGCAAAACAGUAAAUUUAAAGCCAGCUGAAAAUGAUGAAAAUGAUGUGCUUAAAACAUCAGAUGAUUCAAAAAAAAACCAGGAAAAAAAGGCUGCAAGAAAAACCUUACAUCCUGUUGACAAGAAUGGCAGCAUCAAAGAUAUUAAACAGGUACAGAAUAAGGACAUCAAAUCAUUCACUUCAAAGAAUGACAUACCUUGUGCAGAUGACACUGAGAAGGCCCCAGAAACGCAAUUAGAGUUGAAGGAGAGCUCUCCCAUUAAGGAGAAGGGAGGUGAUAGCCCAGAAAUUGUGAAAAAUACUGAGAAAAAAUUGGAUGAACAGGAGAAGAUGGAGUCAGAGGAAGUGCAAGGGGAGGUAAUGGAUAAAAAAUCAUCACUACAACCAAUUGAAACAAUUGAAAUAAAAGAAGAAAAACUCAGUGAAGCGGAAGAAGAAAUUGUGGAAGAGGAUACAAGUUUAAAAGUUCCUUGUGUUGAAUCAACUACUCUGCCAGAGCUUGAGCAGAAAUCCGAUCCAAACAAGAAGAUGGAAAAUGUAAUUAAAAGUGUUGCUGGAAAGGGUAUGCGUCCAAAUAUAAACAAAGGGGCAGAUGAAGGCUCAAGUGAAGAUGAAUAUGUAGUCGAGAAAAUUCUUGCAAAAAGAUUCAAUCCAAGAAGAAAGUACUAUGAAUAUUUGCUGAAAUGGGAAGGCUAUCCACAUGAUCAAAAUACAUGGGAACCAGUGCAUAAUAUGGCAGCUUGUGACAAAUUGGUCGAGACAUUUGAAAGAAAUUUAGCAAGGCAGAAAGCAGCUCAACAACAGGGAAAGAUAAUGUCAGCUGCUACACCAAAUCAGAAGCCUGUGUCGAGGACACCAAAACCCCAGGUGAAGAGUAUAGAGCCACCAGUUGAACCAGGAAACAGUGGUGGCAUUGAAAGCCGCCCUGUGCGAAGUAGCAAGAAAAAGGCAUUAGCGCAAGUGAAGUCUUGGUGUGGUUCUAUGGCAAAGAAGUCUGAUUCAGAACUGGGAGGCAAGAGGAAAGCUGGUGAGGACAGUGACACAGAUGAUGAUGAUGAAUUGUCCUUGCCAGAAAAGAAGGUGAAAUUAGAACCACUAGAUGAUGAUGACUGGAGCAGUGGUGAUGCUGGAGCUUCCAGUGCUUCAUCAAUUCAUGAUGACCAUGAGAAGCAGCAGCACCGCAAUUCUGCAAAUUUUUCAGGAAAGCUGUUGGCAGUUCCCAAAAGCAAAGAACAGUAUCUUAUGGGACCAACAGUUAAAAGGUCUCCUGGAAGACCUAGAAAGAUACGGCCACAAGAAAAUACUUUGAAUGGUGUUACAAUUGUUCAGAAUAAAAAGGAUGAUGCAGAUGAAUUGGCAGUGAAACUAGGAUUAGAAUCUGAUUCAUCUCCAGAACAUAAAACAAAACUUUCUCAAUCAAAUGCAAACAAAGAUUCAAAUGCAUCUCAGCCACCUGUAUUGGUUGCAAACUCUAAAGGUGUUAUAAAAGUUGAUCCGCGGCAAGUGCCAAAUCUCACUUCAGGAGUAUACAUAGUAUCCAAUAAGUCUGGAGUAGUAAAACUGGAAUCUGUUUCAGGAUCUCCGGCUGUGGGUAAAGCGGUAACAUCGAGCCAGUCUGUGAAUAAUGGAAGUGGUGAGACUAAGACUAUUGUGACCCAGUCAGGUAUUAUAAGAAAACCCGUGCAGUCAUCUGGUAUUUCUCGUGUUGCUCAGGGCCCUGGUCAAGUGAAAUUGUUAAGCAAAACUGCUGGUUCGGUUCGUCCCCAAGGCUUGUCUCCAGGACUAGUACGAGUUUCACCGACUGGUUCGCACCUGAAGAAUUUCACACCUCGAUUGGCAUCACCUGGGCAGAGACCACCAUUAACAUCACCUCGUGUACUGGGUCCGAGGCUGCAGUCAGGAACCAGACCCGUUUCUGUGUUGGCUGCUCGGCCGGGACUCGCCAAUCCUGUAAGACCAGUACUGUCUCCUAGAAUACCAGGAAUGUUACGUGCUCCUCUUAAUGCCAAAAAGUCAUCUAUUGGUAUACCUGGUGUUCAAACAAAAAUAAUGAGAGCAGUUAGCCCAAGAGUGCCAGUACAAGGAGGAAAGAUAAUGUCUUCGCUGUCUGCCCAGACACGAAGUGGUGUAAAACCAAUACAAGCUAUGCUUGGGAAAGCUGUCCAAGGAAACAAUCCCGUGUCAUCUCUUGCUACAGCAAAAAUGAAGGGCAGAGGAAAUUUUGAUGAGGAUGACGAUGAAGAAGAUGAAGAGGAAGAAGAAGAUGAUGACGAUGACGAAGAUUAUUUGAAUGAGGAAGAGGAAAGACCGGGGCGGAGCGUUGGAAGAGGACGAGGUCGUCGCAAUGCGGAAACGUCAAAAGUUGGUGACUCAGAUGGCAACAAGCAGCGAGAUAGUAAACUAGUGGACACAGAUGGUGUUCAUAUGGAAUUCCAUGAGGUCACUACAAGUGAAAGUGAGUCUGACGAUUCUCUUCCGGAAUUGCCUAUGGGGGAUCUUCCAUCUCUUGAACCAGAUAGUCCACCAAGACCUUUCACUCUUUGUCCAGAAACAGGAAAGAUCUUGGGACGUGCGGAAGGGGAACCCACUCCUCCACCCAGCCCAGAGACGAAAUCAUCAGGCCAAUCUGAACCUUUGCCUGGUGAUUCAGGGCCCCCACAAGAGCAAGAACCAGAAGAAAUCUUACCUGACCCUAGACCUUCCUCUCCUCUCAAUAAAGAAACUCUGUUGAAAGUUGAAAUGAGCCCAGGUGGAACAACCGGAACAGUAGUGGAGGGUAAUGAGAAUGAAAAUAGUAACUAUGCGGAUCCCCUGAGGACAGAGCAGGGAUUGACAGUGACAAAAAUUGCUGACUCUGCAGCAAAAAAUUCACAGCAGGGAGUGAAUACAACUCAGGUAGUGACACAGACAGGGAAGGGUGGAUCUGGUAUUUCAGUGCCUGCGAGAAAACUUUAUGUUGAUGGUGCUUCAGGUAAAAUGAGUGGGGAUAUAGUGACUGUGACUGGUGAAGAUGGUGUUGUGUAUCAAAUAUCAACAGAUGGUCAGCAGGUUUCAGAUGAGUCAGGACAACAGUGUGUUUAUGUUUCGACUGAAGGGGGUGAGGGAAGUGAAGAAGGUGCAGUGCUUACACUUGAUACAGCAGUAGCCGAAGCUGUGGCACAGCUGAUGCCAGAGCAAGUGAACGUUAUCGGUGGUGCUGGUUGUUCCCAGUUCUUCAUAAAGGGUGAAGAUGGGACUGUGGUAAAUCAGGAGGGACAGGAACGCCAGCAAGAGCAGAGUCAAGAGGAACAGCAGCUGGUGAUGACCUCAAUGGUGGACCAGCAGGCAGCCGAUGAAUCACAAGCACAAGUAGUGGCACAUGUUGUCCAAGAAGGAGAGCUUGACCCAGUCACAGGAAAGAGGAGGGUGGUUCUUCUGCUACCAGAUGGUAAUUUAAUGAUGACGGACGUUGAUGAAGAGCAGUAUGCUGCACUGAAUCUUGAAGAAAAGUGAUUUAAAAACUUAAAAUUGAGGUACAAGUUAAAGCACUAUCAAGUGAUAGAAACGAAAGUGGGGGCAUAUGUGAUAAUACUAUAUCCUGUAAUUUAUUUUAGCAGAUGACACAGUAUUUAUGUGUAAAACUUUCAUAUUGGAAAGUUGUUGUGCUUUUUCAUUUGAAGCAGGCUCCAGGAAGAAAAUGUUAGAUCUAAUAUCUUUAAUUUGUAACCAAGGAUUUUUUUCCUUUUAUUUAGCCAAACCGACAGUUUGACAGAUCAGUUCAACUCAACAAUUUAACUAAAUAGUGUGUAUAUGUGUACAUAAAAAUUAUAUUUUUAUAUAAGGUUUAAAACUAUGCAAAUAUGUUGUACAAUUAAUUAUUUUUAUGUAAUUUGUCGAGUGUAGCAGCACUUGUUUUAAUAUUCCCUUCCAAUAGUUGAGGGACAGCCCACAAAAGUAAAAUAGAUUACUGGAAUGUGGUGUGUGAAGUCACAUACUUGCCUUCAGUUUCUUGGUGUUUCUUCUCUUUUUAAGUUUUGUAAAAAGUGUAUUGGCUGCCAUAAAUGUGAUGGCUUCUUGCAGUGUAAUUACAACAUAUGUAAAUUUGAAAUCUUGUUACAAUUGCUGUAAGUUUGUACAAAAGACCAUUUUGUAGCAUAAAUGUAGUUGUUUCAGAGAUGUUUAUGUAUAAUGUCCCCAGAUUUCUUCAGAAACCUUUUAAUUUGAUUUGUACAAAGUAGAAAUACUCACCUCACAUGAUCAUUGUUCACAUAUUUCACGCUCAUUACACUCACAAAUAAGAGACAUUUUACAUUUAUUGAUCUCUUUUACAAUAUAGUUCUGUCAUUCUAAAAAUUAGUACCUAUUCCUUAUGUUAUAACACUUGAUUUGUGUUAUAUGCAAGAUAUCCUGUAUAUUAUUGAUUGCAAUACAUUAUGAGUGGCAUGUUUGUAAUAUACUUGUUUGUUACAUAAUGAAAUUGUAUAGUAUUUCAUACAGAGUGAUAUUGUGCACGAAAUAAAAUCUAUUUGUAAAUAUUAAAGUUAUUUUUAAAACAAAGAUAUGAUUCAAAUUAAUUUAUGUGAGUAGAUUAUUUGAUUACCAAGCUUCACUCUUAAGUGUAUCUUAAAGAAAAUAGCAAUAAAUAUGUACUGAAUUUCUCUGUUUGCCUAAUGACAUUGACUGUUGGGUCGUAGUGAGGUUCAGAUAUUUAUGUUUUGUAUGAUAUGUAUGUUGAACACAUUCUGCAAUGUGUUGUUGCCCAGAUACCCAUCAUAUUUGCAGUAAUUGCUGCCUAAUAGUAUUAGUAAAGAAAAGUGAAACUAAAAUUAAAAUUGAAGUGUUAAAUAUAUGGAGUGUCCGUGUUUUGUCAAGACUCUGCCCAUGAAAAUUAGUUAUUGGAGCAUUUCAAUCUUUUCGUUCAACCCUCAUAAUGAAUACAUAAUUGAAUUAAUUUAAUUUUGUUUAAAAAAAUCACUUUACUAUUCUUCAUUUAAAAAUGCUGUAUAUUGCUUUUAGAUUGCAUUGCAGUCUGUAAAGAUCAAUGUAUUUCAUGCACAGGGAUAUGGAGUUGUAAUAUGAGGGGUGGUCGAAAAGUUUCUAGCCCGAGAUAGUUACCACAAUGUCUCACACAAACUCCACCACCUACUUUUAUGGUGACCCUUUGUGGGCACGCAAGUCAAAUUUCACAGCUCCAGCUUCGUUAGUUUUGCAACUAGGAUGCAUUGUAUACCGUAGUGGAAACAAAAUGGUGAAUAUCGAGAGAAUCAAGAACAGUGCUGUGAUUAAAUAUUUUCAUUUGAAAGGAAUGGCACCCAAGGAAAUUGCGGAGAACAUGCGGAAUACACUUGAGGACAGUGCUCUGUCUUAUGCAACAGUGAAAAACUGGUUGUCCAACUUCAAACAUGGAAGAAUGAGUGUGGAAGAUGUGCUAAGGAGCAGAAGACCUGUCACCGUUGCCACUGAUGAAAUAUUGACUGCAAUUCACAAUAACGAAUUUGCAGGAUACCCGAACAACGUUGUAGAACAUUGAAACUACAUUUUGAAUCUCCCACGGGUGUGCUCAUGACAUUGUUGUGGAUUUUUGGGACUGUGUAAAGUUUCAUCCUGGUGGGUUCCAAAAGACUUGAAUGCAUAUCAAAGACAAGAAUGUGUGUAGUGUUGUGAAGAAAUCGUCUGCCAAUUUGAAGCAGAGGAUGUUUUUCUUGCAAGGUACGUGACUAUGGACAAAAUGUGGGUUCAUCACUUUGAUCCUGAGACAAAAUAACAGUCACAAUAAUAGAAACAUCCUUCAUCCCCCACCCCAAAAAAAUUCCGGGUGCAAAAACCAGCCGGUAAGGUGAUGGCAUUGGUCUUCUGGGAUGCAGAAGGAUUCAUUAUGGUGGAUUACUUGCAAAAGGGAGUACCUGUCAAUGCAUCACACUAUAGCAACCAUCUUCCUUUGCUGCUUGAAAGAAGAGAUAUGAAAAAGGUGUGGAAAAUGGGCGUGCGAAGUUCUUUUGUAUCAGGACAAUGCACCCGGCGCGCAAAGCCCUUGCAACACUGGAAACUCUGCGUGACUGCAUGUUCGAAUUAUGUCAUCCACCAUAUUAUCCAGAUUUGGCUCCAUUAGAUUUUUUCUUUUUCCAAACCUAAUAAAAGACCUCAAAGGACUAGAAUUUGACAAUGAUAAUGCAUUAAUUGAUGCUGUGAAUGCAUGGUUGGACUUGGAAUCAAAGACCUUUUAUUUGAAUGGUUUGCAGAAGUUAUCCGAGCAUGC
Messenger RNA from Schistocerca cancellata (South American locust), 7407 nucleotides. RefSeq lists its product as uncharacterized. Gene Ontology annotation, molecular function: chromatin binding. Bases 744 to 4664 code for a protein of 1306 amino acids. Lineage: Eukaryota; Metazoa; Arthropoda; Insecta; Orthoptera; Acrididae. The transcript is spliced from 11 exons. Gene Ontology annotation, cellular component: pericentric heterochromatin. The record is from RefSeq and is a predicted model, not a curated record. Gene Ontology annotation, biological process: negative regulation of transcription by RNA polymerase II; chromatin organization.